Dentiscutata erythropus is the source of this 648-nucleotide messenger RNA. NCBI's taxonomy places the organism in Eukaryota, Fungi, Glomeromycota, Glomeromycetes, Diversisporales, Gigasporaceae. The record is from the annotation of a GenBank genome assembly.
CAAUUUGAGAAAGAAAAUCGGACUUCAGAUCCUAAUUAUGACAUCCAUAAACGAAGGCAUGAAUUUUUAAGAGAAAAGCUUGCAAAUGCAGUCAGUGAAUAUCAAGAUGUUGCAAACGCUUAUAUUCAUCAACAGGAAGACCGAAUGGCUCGACAAUAUAAAAUUGUAAACCCGAAUGCAACAAAACAAGAAGUUAAUAAUUAUUUAUCAAAUCCAACACAACCUGUUUUUCAACAAGCUAUUUUACGUACUGGAGAGGCGCAUUCAGUAUUGGACCAAGUAAAAAAACGACAUGAAGACAUAAAAAAUGUCGAAAAAAACAUUGAAGAACUUGCCGUUCUAUUAAAAGAAUUACGACUUCAAACUGAAGAACAAGACAAAAGUAUCGACCGAAUUGAAGAGAAUACAGAAAAAACCGUAAACAAAUUGGAAAAAGGAGGAGAAAAUUUGAGUGCGGCACAUUUGAAUGCAAUGUCAGCCAGAAGAAAAAAAUGGAUUUGUCUUGGAAUACUUCUUGUUGUUGCAGCUAUUCUCAUUAUCGUUAUUAUUGUUAAAAUUCCGAAGUCGAACUCAAAUUCCCAAUCAAGCACAGUAAUUUAUACCACUAUCACAACUUCUCCUGAACCAACAUCCAUCUCAGCAAUAUAA